GGCCUGGUGGCGACGGCGGUGGCGGCCGCGGCGUCUUCAGCGGCGCCCAGUGCAGGAUGGUGCUGGCGGCGGCGGCGGUGGCCCUGGUGGCGGCGGCGUCGUUGGCGGCAGCGGGAGGGGGUGCUGUGGCGAAAGCGGCGCCCGCGGGCGGUAUAAAAUGGCGGAUUUCGAGGAGUUGAGGAAUAUGGUUUCUAGUUUUAGGGUUUCUGAACUACAAGUGUUACUAGGCUUUGCUGGACGGAAUAAAAGUGGACGUAAGCAUGACCUCCUGAUGAGGGCGUUGCAUUUACUGAAGAGCGGCUGUAGCCCUGCGGUUCAGAUUAAAAUCCGAGAAUUGUAUAGACGCCGAUACCCACGGACUCUUGAAGGACUUACUGAUUUAUCCACAAUCAAAUCAUCGGUUUUCAGUUUGGAUGGUAGCUCAUCACCUGUAGAACCUGACUUGCCUGUGGCUGGAAUCCACACGUUGCCUUCCACUUCAGUUACACCUCAUUCACCGUCCUCCCCUGUAGGUUCUGUGUUGCUUCAAGAUACUAAACCCACGUUUGAAAUGCAGCAGCCAUCUCCCCCAAUUCCUCCUGUCCAUCCUGAUGUACAGUUAAAAAACUUGCCCUUUUAUGAUGUUCUUGAUGUUCUCAUCAAGCCCACAAGUUUAGUUCAAAGCAGUAUUCAACGAUUUCAAGAGAAGUUUUUUAUUUUUGCUCUGACUCCUCAACAAGUUAGAGAGAUAUGCAUAUCCAGGGAUUUUUUGCCAGGUGGUAGGAGAGAUUAUACAGUUCAAGUUCAGCUGAGACUUUGCUUGGCAGAGACCAGUUGCCCUCAAGAGGAUAACUAUCCCAAUAGUCUGUGUAUAAAAGUAAAUGGGAAGCUCUUUCCUUUGCCUGGCUAUGCACCACCACCUAAAAAUGGGAUUGAACAGAAGCGCCCUGGACGCCCUUUGAAUAUUACGUCUUUAGUCAGGUUAUCUUCAGCUGUGCCAAAUCAGAUUUCCAUUUCCUGGGCAUCAGAAAUCGGAAAGAAUUACUCCAUGUCUGUAUAUCUUGUACGACAGCUCACAUCAGCCAUGUUAUUACAGAGAUUAAAAAUGAAAGGUAUUAGAAACCCUGAUCAUUCCAGAGCACUAAUUAAAGAAAAACUUACUGCAGAUCCUGAUAGUGAAAUUGCUACAACUAGCCUUCGGGUAUCCUUGAUGUGCCCCUUAGGGAAAAUGAGGCUGACAAUCCCGUGCCGAGCAGUGACUUGUACACAUCUGCAGUGUUUCGAUGCUGCUCUUUAUCUGCAAAUGAAUGAGAAGAAGCCCACCUGGAUUUGUCCUGUAUGUGACAAGAAAGCUGCCUAUGAAAGUCUAAUUUUAGAUGGGCUUUUUAUGGAAAUUCUCAAUGACUGUUCUGAUGUGGAUGAGAUCAAAUUCCAAGAAGAUGGCUCUUGGUGUCCAAUGAGACCGAAGAGAGAAGCUAUGAAAGUAUCCAGCCAGCCGUGCACAAAAAUAGAAAGUCCAAGUGUCCUCAGUAAGCCUUGUUCAGUGACUGUCGCCAAUGAGGCAAGCAAGAAGAAAGUGGACGUUAUUGACCUAACAAUAGAAAGCUCUUCCGAUGAAGAGGAAGACCCUCCUGCCAAAAGGAAGUGCAUCUUUAUGUCAGAAACACAAAGCAGCCCAACCAAAGGGGUGCUCAUGUACCAGCCGUCUUCGGUAAGGGUGCCCAGUGUGACUUCGGUCGACCCCGCCGCUAUGCCGCCCUCAUUGACAGACUACUCAGUGCCGUUCCACCACACGCCGAUAUCGAGCAUGUCAUCGGAUUUGCCAGGUUUGGAUUUUCUUUCCCUUAUUCCCGUUGAUCCCCAGAGAGCAGGAAGCCAGCUCAGUGUUUUAGAGGUGAUCAGAAUCUGGUGCUGCUGACGGCCGGGAAGCGUUGAGCACGCAGCUUCACCGACGGAUGUUCCCACUGUCCAUGGGCCGCUGCAGGUUCGUGCUGGAGAAGCACAGGGAUUCUGACACAUUGUGUUUUUCACAAUCCUGAUUUCAAAAAAUCACGGUGCACUUAUACUCGCCUGUGUUGCAUUACCUGCUAACUGUACAAAUACACAUGACCAGGUGAACAGGGGCCCCGGAGCUUCAGCUUCUUCGACUUCACGGUAAAGCCCCCUCUGAGCUAAAGAGUUACUGCCAUCCUACCCUGGACUCAGCACGGUGCUGAGUUUUCACGGAGACAUCUGAGGAGGAACUGCACUGACCCCUGCUUAUCAGGUUACACGGCCCUAUUAGGGAGAAGAAAAUACGAAAUGGCACAAAUAAGGAGCACAGACGCAACCUCACAACUGACAUUCAGGACCUGAGAGAACGUUGAAGGUGGCUCAGUCGGUUCGGGCCAAUAGGACAAAGGACCACACCUGGGCGGCUGGAACAGCAGAAACGCAUUGCUCACUGCCCUGGAGGCUGGAGGGCUGAGAUCAGGGUGUGGCGUGGUCGGGCUGCGCGGGGGCACCGCUCUUGGGCUGCAUACUGCAGACUUCUCAUCGGUCCUCCUGGUGAAAACGGGGGGUGUUGGCCCCAUUAAUGGGGCUCCUCCCUUGACCUAAUCACGCCCCAAAGGCCCCACCUCCCAGUGCCAUUACAUUGGGGAUUCAGGUUUCAACAUGAAUUCUUUUUGGUGGGGGACAAAAAUUCAGUCCAUAGUGGCAGGUCUCUCCUUAAGACCCCCACCGCACCCCUGGGGCCCAGUCUUCAGAGUUAGCUAUGACCCUGGCUCACUUAGGAUCAGAGGGAAAAUUGGGGGGCAGCUGAUAAAGUGACAAAUGAGGAAACUCACUACUAUGAAUGAAUUUUAUAAAAUUUAAAUUCCUAUUUCAUUUAGCAUAUAUAGGGAUUUUUUAAAUCAAAAUUAUUAAGAUUGAAAGUUACAAAAUUCAUUGUAUAAUUGGGCUAAUUUAUUUGUAUUUAAUGGGUAA
Messenger RNA from Phyllostomus hastatus (greater spear-nosed bat), 2946 nucleotides. It is a transcript of the gene PIAS2, whose product is annotated as protein inhibitor of activated STAT 2. Bases 158 to 1897 code for a protein of 579 amino acids. NCBI's taxonomy places the organism in Eukaryota, Metazoa, Chordata, Mammalia, Chiroptera, Phyllostomidae. The transcript has 14 exons. The record is from RefSeq and is a predicted model, not a curated record. Gene Ontology annotation, biological process: regulation of transcription by RNA polymerase II; protein sumoylation. Gene Ontology annotation, molecular function: SUMO ligase activity; transcription coregulator activity; zinc ion binding.